CAGCUCUUCCAGUCAUACACCCCCUCCACUGUAUGAUGUUACCGUUACGCACCACUAUAAUAAACGGAGACGUGAUUUUCUGGGGCGAAUCCCUGCCGACGUCACUCCCAGUCAUAUAUAAAUAUCCCCAGCAGCGACUCUGAUCAGACUCAAACGAAACUGCUUUUUCGGCUACAAGAACUCUUCAAACCAGGAUUUAUUGGAUUGCCUUCGUUGGAUUUAAUAGCCAAUCCUCGCUAAAAGCACAAUGACUUUGAACAAGGAUGACAAAUUGCGGAACAUGGAAAAGAGAAGAGGAAGCAUGCCGUUCCCCAUGAAUUUACCAAACCUACACCGGAGAAGCAUGCCCGUGGACGACCGGGACCUGCGCGCAACCAUGCCACAGACGGGGCAGACCGACGAGCUGUCCAACCUCCUGCGCUGCACGUCCUACUCCCCGAAGGAGCAGCACCGAGGCAGCUGCGCGUCGGACUCCUCCGACUCCGUGAUCUCCACCGGCAGCGAAUCGGAGUCCCCGCUGUACAAGGUGGUUCUCCUCGGGGAGCACGGCGUUGGCAAGUCCAGCCUGGCUCGCGUCUUUGGAGGAGUUGAUGAUGCUGGUCACGAUUGCGACCAUCGCGAUGAAGCAGGAAACACUUAUGACAGAUCUAUCUUUGUGGAUGAAGAGGAGUCAUCCAUUGUGUUGUAUGACAUCUGGGAACAGGAUAACAGCCAGUGGCUAAAAGAACAGUGCAUGCGGAUGGGAGACGCCUACAUCAUCGUGUAUUCAGUAACAGACAAAUCAAGCUUCGAGAAGGCGUCAGAGCUGCGUAUUCAGCUGCGUCGGGCCAGGCAGUCAGAGAACAUUCCUAUAAUCCUCGUGGGCAACAAAAGUGACCUGGUGCGGUCCAGAGAGGUGUCUGCAGAUGAGGGAAGUGCCUGUGCAGUGGUAUUCGACUGCAAGUUCAUCGAGACGUCUGCAUCCCUUCACCACAAUGUGCACGACCUAUUUGAGGGCAUCGUCCGACAGAUCCGCUUGAGGAAAGACAGCAAGGAGGAGAACGCACGGCGCAUGGCCAACUGCAGGCGUAGAGAGAGCAUUGGCAAGAAGGCCAAGCGGUUUCUGGGCCGCAUGGUCGCACGCAAGAACAAGAAGAUGGCUUUUAGGCAGAAGUCAAAGUCCUGCCAUGACCUCACAGUUCUCUGAGGAACAGACAGAUUUUUUUUUUUGGCCUCUGAAGACCAGACGCUGUGUGUGUUUUAACACUAACCCUAAAGGACUAAUAGAGCUGUACAGAAAUAUAUUUUUUAUUUUUUAGACACCACCCAAAAGCAAAGAGAGGACGUAAUUAAAAUAAAAAAUGACACUAUUCAAGUCAUUUUAUGAUAAUGGUGAUAACUUGCAUGAAGCUUUGCAAACAUUUAUUUUAUUUUAUUAUUUUUGUCUGCCUUAUAAAUGUCCCUGUCAAAUGGUCAGUUUGUAAGAGAAAUCCACAAAGGAUUGUUUUUCUAAUGAGUUGAAUGCAAAGAUUGCCUUGCUGUUGGGUAUUGUUGUGCUCCUUUAUUGGAGGGGAUUGAUGUAUAUACUAUAACAUGAAUGCAACAUACAUCUCAUUAUCAU
Messenger RNA from Etheostoma spectabile (orangethroat darter), 1600 nucleotides. RefSeq names its product Ras-related associated with diabetes (gene rrad). Lineage: Eukaryota; Metazoa; Chordata; Actinopteri; Perciformes; Percidae. The transcript has 5 exons. Gene Ontology annotation, cellular component: plasma membrane. The coding region runs from base 248 to 1186 and encodes 312 amino acids. Gene Ontology annotation, molecular function: GTPase activity; GTP binding; calcium channel regulator activity. Gene Ontology annotation, biological process: negative regulation of high voltage-gated calcium channel activity. The record is from RefSeq and is a predicted model, not a curated record.